This is a messenger RNA of Onychomys torridus (southern grasshopper mouse), 2511 nucleotides long. Its product is annotated as disintegrin and metalloproteinase domain-containing protein 25-like. Gene Ontology annotation, cellular component: sperm head plasma membrane; external side of plasma membrane; plasma membrane. Gene Ontology annotation, molecular function: metalloendopeptidase activity. NCBI's taxonomy places the organism in Eukaryota, Metazoa, Chordata, Mammalia, Rodentia, Cricetidae. The transcript has a single exon. Gene Ontology annotation, biological process: male gonad development; proteolysis. The record is from RefSeq and is a predicted model, not a curated record. Bases 1 to 2511 code for a protein of 836 amino acids.
AUGAAGCCAAGACAAAGGGCAUCCUCCUUUGAUGUCUCAUGGGACAUGGUGGCUAUGGGUGAGGCCGUGGUGCACAAGAGGAUAACUCAUCUGUACCUCUGGUUGGAGAUGUUGAUCCUUCUUUCAACAUGGCCCUUGACUGAGCAUGCUCAACACACCAGCCUCCCAGAAGUAGUGAUACCCUUACGGGUCACAGGCAACAGAACAAUGGGGACUGUGGGAUGGCUGACUUAUAGCCUGCACUUUGGGGGUCAGAGACAUUUUAUCUACAUGAAAGCCAAAAGGGCUUUCAUAUCUAGACACCUCUCUGUAUUCACUUACAAUGACCAAGGUGCUCUACACAAGGACCAGCCUUUUGUCCAGAAGGAUUGCUACUACUAUGGCUAUAUGGAUGGAGACCCAGACUCCAUGGUUGCUCUUACCACCUGUUUUGGAGGCAUUCAAGGAAUAUUACAGAUAAAUGGCACAGUAUAUGAAAUCAAGCCCAAGAACCUUUCUUCCACAUUUGAACAUUUGGUUCGCAAGACACACAGCGAGGAGACACAGUUACUCCCCAUGAGGUGUGCAUUGACAGCAGAGGAGCUAGCAUGGCAAAUGAAGUUCCUCAGGAAUGAUAACCCCACACUGAUGCAAAGCGGCUAUGAGGGCUGGUGGACCCACAAGAGUUUUCUUGACCUGGCACUGGUCGUUGACCAUGAGCGAAUCCGUUAUCUGAAUGGCAAUCAGUCACGUGUGUUAGUGGAAAUAUUGAUCAUUGUUGGAUUAGUAAACGAGAUUUACCUUCCACUGGAUGUUGAGGUAGUUUUACUUGGGGUUGAGAUGUGGAAUGAAGGGAAUCCAAUGACAGUGACUAACAUACAUGAUCUCCUGAUAGACUUUUGUUUUUGGAAAUCUAUCAGCCUUAAUAAUCGUAUUCAAAAUGAUAUUGCACAUCUUUUUGUGCAUCAUAAUUUUCAUCUAAUACUUGGUUUAGCCUAUUUGGGGACUGUUUGUAUGCCAUGGGAUAAUUGUGGAGUUGACAGCCUGAUCGGAGAUAAUCUUUUUCACUUUGGACAUAUUACAGCACACGAAAUCGGUCAUAAUUUGGGUAUGCUGCAUGAUGAGGGUUCAUGUACCUGUGGAAUGGAACAAUGCUUAAUGGCUCCAACAGAUGCUGGCACCCUCAAAUUCAGUAACUGCAGUUAUGCUGACUUUUGGAAAGUCUAUGCUACUACCAACUGUAUGCGCAAGGAAAAUAAGUCAGUAGGCAUAUACAAAUUAAAGUCCUGUGGGAAUGGUGUGGUUGAUGAUGGAGAGCAGUGUGAUUGUGGAUCUUGGAGAAAAUGUACAGCAGAUCCAUGCUGUAUGAGGGGCUGUACCCUCAAAGGUGGGGCUCCCUGUGCUUUUGGGCUUUGCUGCAAAGAUUGCCAGAUCAUGCCAUCUGGCACAGUGUGCAGAGCAAAGGACAAUGAAUGUGACCUUCCAGAAUGGUGCGAUGGACAUUCACAUGAGUGCCCUAAGGAUGUGUAUUUGCUUGAUGGGAGCUCCUGUAAAGAUGGUGGCUACUGCUAUGAAAAGAGAUGCAACAUCCGAGAUGAACAGUGUCAGCAGAUCUUUGGCAAAGAAGCCAGGAGCGCAGCUCAGAGAUGCUACAGGGAAAUCAACAGCCAAGGUGACCGUUUUGGCAACUGUGGUCUAUUCAGGAGUACAUACUUAAGAUGUAAUGACUCAGACAUCCUCUGUGGGAGAGUGCAGUGUGAGAAUGUAAAAGCUCUUCCUUCUUUGAAAGACCAUUCCAGUGUUCACUGGACACACCUCAAUGGUGUCACUUGUUGGGGGACUGACUACCAUUUUGGGAUGACAAUACCUGACAUUGGCCACGUGAAAGAUGGCACAGACUGUGGUCCAGAGCACGUGUGCAUUAAUAGGAAGUGUGUCAAUAAGUCGAUUUGGGUAAGCCAUUGUUCACCAGAGACAUGCAAUAUGCAAGGUGUCUGUAACAAUUUACACCACUGCCACUGCAACUCUGGGUGGCAGCCACCAUUUUGCCAGGCACAUGGCUUUGGGGGGAGUGUGGACAGUGGCCCUGCAUCUCCACCUCGACCUCCAACUUCACCUGCACCUACACCUACACCAGCACCUACACCUGCACCAGCACCUCCACCUGCACCAGCACCUCCACCUGCACCAGCACCCCCACCUGCACCAGCACCUCCAACUGCACCAGCACCUCCAACUGCACCAGCACCUCCAACUGCACCAGCACCUCCACCCCAACCUGCACCUCCAACUCAACUUCCAGCUCCAACUCCACCUCCACCUCCAAAACAAGUGAAAUCCAAGAAAAAUAACUGGGUGGGCAUGAUCCCGAUUCUUUUUGUUACUUUUCCAUUCUUUGUGUUCAUUUGUCUUCGCAAUAAGUAUGGAAUACCACGUAGGAGUGAAGAAGCAAGAGUUUCCACGUCAGAAGAGGAAGAAGAGUCCAGUGACGUCAGCACUGCAAGCCAAAGCUGGCAAUUCCAAAAGUCGUAA